CAUACAAGUCGUGUGUGUCUGUCGUCUGUCAGGUUGACGCCAUGUCCAUGCCCAUGAGCCCAUGAUUAUUAUAAAUUAUAAUUAAUAAUUAUGCAUGAUGGCAUGAUGAUGAAAUGAAAGUUCAAAGAGUUCAUGGCUUCAGUUCAAUGUUCAAUCGUUAAAUCAAAGUGCACAACUGCAGUGUGCAAAGUAUGCAAAUGAAACACAUGAAAGAAAGAAGUCUUUGUGUGAAGGAAGGAAGUGUAAUCGAUCAUGGGCUUGGAUGCUGCUUUAAGAUUUUGUGAAUGUCCAUGCUGGAGUAUGGUUCUGCAAUUUUCUAUAAUUCUAAAGGCCCUGCCAAAAAUAAUAUAAAAGUGGCUGAAACAACUAGCCUUCGACAAAUUACUAGAAUGCGUCAUCCUGAUAAUCCACUUCACAAUCCAUCCAACAGAAUGCUGUACGAGGAAACUGGAAUUGAACCUAUUAAUGAGAGACUCAAUAAGCUGUUUAAAUAUCUCUUUAUUAAUGACAGUAACAAAAAUUUGAUUGAGCCCCACAUUGUGAAGAUACCAGAGGACAGUGCCCGUAGAUAUCCAGGAAGAACUCUUUUUGAAGAAGUCUGCUACACAUCAAGACAAUAAACAACUCUAUUCAAAUCAUCAUCUGUAUUGUAACUAAUUGUCAGUGAUAUUGUGAUUACCGCCACAUACAAAUAUUUUUUUUUUUUUUAAUUAUUGUAUUGUAUUAAUAUUAACAAAAAACAUAUAUUGUAAUAAUGUAUAUUAAUUGUGUAAAUUGGCUGAAAGACUUCGGUCGAUGGCCUUUUGGUACAUUGUAUCAAUAAAGUAUGUUUCUCUCUCUC
Diabrotica virgifera virgifera (western corn rootworm) is the source of this 841-nucleotide messenger RNA. RefSeq lists its product as uncharacterized. The transcript is spliced from 2 exons. NCBI's taxonomy places the organism in Eukaryota, Metazoa, Arthropoda, Insecta, Coleoptera, Chrysomelidae. The record is from RefSeq and is a predicted model, not a curated record. Bases 285 to 620 code for a protein of 111 amino acids.